AGCCUUUGUUGGCUCGGGGGCCGGAGCGGGCGCCCAGGCGUGGGGCGUUGCCCCGCCUGGGGCCUGCAGUGGCUGUUCGCAUUCGCAGCGAUGGUGUACCAGGACCUCUGCGACCUCUGCGAAGAGGCGAUCUUCGAGGCAGAGGCUUUCGGAUUCCCAGCGCCCACCGAGGCGUGGUUUGGCGAGCACGUAGAAAGCGCACCCGAGAGGGACCUGUGCACGCGGGGCGGCAGACACGCUGGCAGGAAACGCUCUCUGCACGCGACGUUCAGCGAAUGGGCGAUAUGCGUGACCAUCGACGAGGACGGCAACGAGCUGGUUUCCCGGGAGCAGCCAGGGGCCCGCCGUGACGCCAUGUGUGGACAUGCUGCGCUUUUUGCCAGGUGGAGCCUUCUGCGAAAAGUUGUCGGCGGCUCGGCAGGAAGGGCGGGAGUUCCUCGUCCGCCGCCAGGCGCAAAGUUUCAGCGAGAGGCGCUCCUCCUCUCCCUUGCCCACAUCCUCCUCACGUCCCCUCGUGCUCCCAAAAUCUGCAUUGCCAUCCCGCGACUGAUUGCACGAUUCUCUGCAGGAUCAGAUGUGCGACAUCGUGAUAUAAUGGCUCGGAAUCAGUCGGGGCACAGCAUGUCGACGACUCUGGCGAGUCACACUUCCCAACCGGUAUGCGUGGCAUCUCGGGUUGAAGACAUGGCCGCCAACAGAGCGCACCUCUUCGCCCUCCCAGGGCCCGCUCUUAUUAUGCAUGCCCUUCCUGAUUUGCCAAGUUGAUUUGGGCGGGCGAGCUUCAGGCGCGAAUAAUAUCAGGAGUGAGGAUACUGAACCUGCCAUGUGCAGACAGAUCGUCGCACACCAAGUAGUGUUUGCGAGGUGUUGCGCAGUCGCCGUUGACGAAGUGUUUUCUGCAGGUCCUGCUCACUUUUCUUUUGCAUCUACCUCAUAUCCCCCUUCCUCCCCUUUACGCGCUGGUUAUGUUUAGCGCUUUCGCUGCGCAGCCUGACGAGCAGGCGCGCGAGACGAGACCAGGAUCAAUGCCGGAAACAUCAGGUUUUACAAUUCGCUCGGGAGCCUGUACCCGUGGCUGGCAUCCUCCGCCUCACGUUGCCCCCGCUCCUCUUGUCCCACGCCGAUCUUGGGCCUCGUUGCCCCGCGAUGCCCGCUUUGAAACGCCACACGCAGCGUGCCCGUGCCAGUGCGCUGCGUGCCGGCUCGGCGUCCCGGCCCGCGCCUCGGCGAGAGCGUGCCGCGCCAGACCUGCGCGCUCGGCCUGCGCGCGGGAGCUCCGCGCCGCGGGAGCUCCGCGCCGCGCGCCGCGCACGCGGGGGGGGCAGCGGGCUCUCGGGACCUCCGAGCGAGCGUGGCCUGGAACACGGUG
This is a messenger RNA of Prorocentrum cordatum, 1369 nucleotides long. Lineage: Eukaryota; Dinophyceae; Prorocentrales; Prorocentraceae. The record is from the annotation of a GenBank genome assembly.